UUCCUUGGGAAUAUUGUUGUGUACUUUUCUUGCAAUGUCUUUUCAUGGCUUUGGUAUCAGUGCAAUGCUGGCCUGAUGGAAUAAAGUAAGAAGUGUUUCCCAUUUGAUUUUUUUUUUUGGAAGACACUGACAAAGAUUGAUGUUAAUUCUUCUAAUUCUGUGUGGUUCUUGUGUACCUUAACCAUGACUACUCCACUGGAAAGCCUACUUUCACAGUGGAAAGCCUACAAUCACAAACUGUAAUUCUGCUAGGAGAAAGAAUCUCUUUGACUUAUGGUGUAGCCUGUCCUCUGCUUUCUAAAAAGUGUGCUUCAGCUACAAGAAUACACAGUAGUACCACAAUAAUGGAGAACUCUCUCUGUCUCUUUCCCUAGCCACAUGUGUGUGUAUGUGUGUGUAUAGAUCAAAGAGAACUUAUCAAUGUAGUACACACCCGUUAAGUAUUUACAGCAACCUGAAGCUGUCUUAUGCAAUAGAAAAUGCAGAAUUUAGACCAACUGGAGACCUAGAGUAAGGGAAGGGAGAAAGAGAAUUAUGGAGAAAUGAGUUAUGUUCCAUUUGCUUACAUUACAUAAAAUGUAUCCUGUUGUAGACAGACAUCAUAUAUAACAUAUAUAACUGUAGUGUCCAGUGCCUUAGAAUGUUUCCACAGAUACAGGAGUUUUUGAGUUCUUCUCUUAUUUACAUACAACUCCUACUCCUGUUGUGUUACCUGCUCUGCUCACAACGUUCUCUUUGAUGUUGCCUGAUGAUUUGUGGUGAGUUCUUGACUCAAGGUCUUUGCAUAUGCAAUUUGUCUGCCUUAACUGGUUUUCUCAAAGUUAUACACAUGGGUCACAUAUCCCUUGGUUUUCCAGCUCAGAAGCCCCUGAUUAGACAUGAUACAAUGACAGGUUUCCCUUCUACUUAGAACUCCUUUGUCCUGAAUUAUUUUCCUUAUUAGUUGUAACCACCAUUUGAAACAUCAUUGAUUCAUUUAUUUAUAUUAUACUCCUCCCUCUGACACACACACACACACACACACACACACACACACACACACCCCUAAUACUAAGUCUUGUUAAGUUCAAACACACAUCACUACUUUUUGCAAUGCUUUCAACCAAACUUGUCACAAGGUAUUUUGUUAAAUUUUGUUGGGUGAAUAAAAAAGUCUCAGGAAAUUUAUGGAGGAGAACAUUGUUUUGAAUUAUGUUUUUUUAUUUGGAUCAAGAACUGCUAACAGUUUCAGCCUCACAGAAAACAUGGAGCAUUUGAGAGUCCCUGAAAUUUUCUGGUACGUAUUCUAGGUUGGUAGAGAAUGUGUAAGAAUUAAUGAGUGCAUCAUGUUGAAAACACAGCAUUUCUUUUCAUUCUUUGAUCACUGCUGAUGCCUUUACAAGGAUCUUGUCUGUUCCAGCUGUUUUCAUCAGUUACAUGGAAGGAAGAAAUCAAACUCAUGUUACAGAAUUUAUCCUCCUGGGACUCUCAGACCAGGGGGAACAGCAGUCUCUGCUCUUUUGGCCGUUCCUGUCCAUGUACCUGGUCACCUUCACUGGGAACCUACUCAUGAUCCUGGCCAUUAUCACGGACUCUCGCCUCCACAUGCCCAUGUACUUCUUCCUCUCCAACCUGUCCUUUUCAGACAUCUGUUUCACCUCUGCCACCAUCCCAAAGAUGCUGCUGAACAUCCAGACACAGAGCAGAGCGAUCUCCUACGAAGGGUGCCUCAGUCAGAUGUACUUUUUCAUGCUUUUUGGAGGAUUAGACCACUUUCUCUUGACAGUGAUGGCCUAUGACCGGUUCGUGGCCAUCUGUCACCCAUUGCACUACAUGGUCAUCAUGAACCCCAAGUUCUGUGGCAUCCUGCUCCUGGGAUCCUGGAUACUGAGUGUUCUUGCCUCUCUAUUACUUGACUUACUGAUUUUGCGACUCUCUUUUUGCACAAAGCUGGAAAUCCUUCACUUUUUCUGUGAACUUAAGCAGGUGAUCCAACUUGCUUGCUCCGAUAGGUUCCUCAAUGACCUGGCAGUGUAUUUGGCCUGGGGGUGCAUCUGAGUUCUGCUGCUGCACAAAACUCCAGGGCAAGUGCCAUAGCCUCAGUCAUGUACACGGUGGUGACGCCCAUGUUGAACCCCUUCAUCUAUGGUCUGAGGAACAGAGACAUCAAGCAAGCCCUGGGAAAACUCUUUAGC
Felis catus (domestic cat) is the source of this 2174-nucleotide messenger RNA. RefSeq names its product olfactory receptor 7A17-like. Gene Ontology annotation, cellular component: membrane. The coding region runs from base 1417 to 2037 and encodes 206 amino acids. Gene Ontology annotation, biological process: G protein-coupled receptor signaling pathway. Gene Ontology annotation, molecular function: olfactory receptor activity; G protein-coupled receptor activity. Lineage: Eukaryota; Metazoa; Chordata; Mammalia; Carnivora; Felidae. The record is from RefSeq and is a predicted model, not a curated record. The transcript has 2 exons.